UGAAAUGUGGAAUGGAUGCUGAACAUGUUCUUCCCCUAUGCGGCAAAGUCAAGUCAACGCGUUUCAACACUCCAAAUUCCACUACACACACACACGAACCCAUUUUCAUGGCUAAUCUUUCAGCAAAAAUUGGGCAUUUCAAGCAGCAAGGUUCAUAUUGUUUAUAUGGGACAUAAUACUCUCACUGAGCCAAUGCUUCUUCAGGAUACACACCAUGGGAUCCUCUCUCAAAUACUUGGAAGCAAAGAAGCUGCAAAUAGAUCAAUUUUGUAUAGCUACAAACAUGGCUUUUCCGGCUUUGCUGCAGUAUUAACCCCGACUCAGGCAUCAUUGGUUGCAGAUUUACCAGAAGUUGUACGUGUGAUUCCUAAUAGAAUUCUUAAGCUUCACACAACACGGAGUUGGGAUUUUCUCGACAUUAAGCCUCGUUUGGUCAAUGGUAUACUCUCCAAAGGUCAAUCGGGUGUUGGAUCAAUCAUUGGUGUCUUCGAUAGUGGGGUAUGGCCGGAAUCUAUAAGCUACAACGAUGCCGGAAUGAAGAGGAUACCAUCACGUUGGAAAGGCGUAUGCGAUGAAGGAGAACACUUCAACAAGUCCAACUGCAAUAGAAAAAUCAUUGGUGCGCGUUGGUAUAUCAAGGGAUACGAAGCUGAAUUCGGAAAACUAGACACAAGCGACGGAUCAGAAUUUCUAUCGGCGCGUGACGCAUACGGCCACGGCACACACACGUCCUCAACCGCCGCCGGAGCUCCGGUAACGGACGCAAGUUUCUUUGGGCUAGCCCAUGGGGUAGCCCGAGGUGGCGCACCGUCGUCUCAAAUCGCCAUAUAUAAGGUUUGUUGGGCCACCGGUGGUUGCAGCUCAGCCGACAUCCUUGCCGCCUUUGACGACUCAAUCCGCGACGGCGUGGAUGUGAUCUCGGCCUCUUUGGGUUCUACACCACCGUUUUCGACCUACGUUGAUGACCCGUUGGCUAUUGGAUCGUUUCAUGCGGUGGCGCGUGGGAUAACGGUGGUUUGUUCUUGUGGGAAUACCGGGCCGUAUCCUCAAACGGUGGCUAACACCGCUCCAUGGAUUAUAAGUGUAGCUGCUAGCACCAUUGAUAGAGCUUUUCCGACGUUGAUUACACUUGGAAACAAUCAAACUUUUGUGGGUCAAGCUUUCGUUACAGUGAAAGUUUUUCACAGGUUUUAUCCUCUCGUGUAUGGUGAAGAUAUUGUAGCUGAUGAUGCAGAUGAGGAGGAUGCAAGAAGCUGUGAAGCGGGAUCAUUGAAUGCGAGUUUAGCCGAAGGCGCAAUCGUUCUAUGCUUCCAAUCCCGGACAAAAAGCUCCGCCGCUUCGACCGCCGGAAAUGUGCAAGAUGUCGGUGGCGUAGGGAUCAUAUUUGUUCAAUAUCCAACCAAAGAUGUCACUUUGACUUUCGCAAUCCCAUGUGUUCAAAUUGACUUUACCAUUGGAACCUCUAUAGUCACUUACAUUGAAUCAAACAGUAAUCCGGUUGUGAAGAUUAGUGGCACAAGAACAGUUAUCGGAAAACAAACAUCGCCGGAAGUUGCAUUCUUCUCAGCCAGAGGACCAAGUUCAUUGUCCCCGACAGUACUCAAGCCAGAUAUAGCUGCUCCGGGGGUUAAUAUAUUGGCAUCAUGGUCUCCGGUUGCUUCUUCUUCAUUAGUCAACGGUCAAACUAAAGCUUCAUCACUCGACUUCAAAAUAGAAUCCGGGACUUCCAUGGCCUGCCCGCAUAUCUCGGGCAUCGUUGCUCUUCUCAAAUCUUUAUAUCCAACAUGGACUCCUGCAGCAAUAAAGUCUGCCCUGGUCACCACAGCCUCCAUAGAGGACGAAAAUGGUCAGCCUGCUGUUGCAGAGGGGGCUCCACACAAGCAGGCUGACCCUUUUGACUAUGGAGGGGGUCAUGUGGACCCCAACAAAGCUGUAAAUCCCGGUCUCAUAUACAACAUGACAACCAAAGAUUACAUCCAUUUCCUUUGUGCCAUGGGAUACAAUGACACCGCCAUUAGCUCAUUAGCCAACUCGCACUCUCCCUGCCCUAAAAAAACCAACUUUCUAAAAAACCUUAAUCUUCCAUCAAUCUCGAUUCCCGAGUUGCAAAAACCCACGAUGGUAUCAAGGAUUGUGACAAAUGUGGGCCCUACUGGCUCUCGUUAUGUGGCACGUAUUGAAGCGCCAGCUGGCACACGUGUUAUGGUGGACCCAUCGAUCUUAUUCUUUAAUUCUACAAAUACUAGACUAAGGUUUAAAGUGACAAUUUGUCCAUUGUUGAAGGUGCAAGGGAGGUUUUCUUUUGGGAGUUUGUUGUGGGAAGAUGGGGUUCAUGUUGUGAGAACACCGUUGGUGGUUCGUGUUGUCGUUAAGAAAUCGUAUUCUCAGAUAUGAUUUGUAUGUUUUUGAUAUUCACUUUUUUAAUCGAUCUUUUGUAGUAUCUAAAUAAAGCAGAGAAAAAUCGAUUUAUUUACGUA
Molecule: messenger RNA, 2477 nt
Organism: Lactuca sativa (garden lettuce)
Lineage: Eukaryota; Viridiplantae; Streptophyta; Magnoliopsida; Asterales; Asteraceae
Product: subtilisin-like protease SBT3.9
Biological process (GO): proteolysis
Molecular function (GO): serine-type endopeptidase activity
Source: RefSeq, a predicted model, not a curated record